UUCCACUAUUUUAUCUCGUCUUUCUUUCCAUCAAAGGAGACGGAGAGAAAGAAAGAAAACUAUCAAUUUUCUUUUCUAAUUCAAUUGCUUCUCCAUCUGAAGAUUCAGAUCUCAAACAAACUCGAUCAAACAUUUUAACCAUCACACAAUUCCUUGAAAGAAAGAAAAAAAGAAAAAUAAUUUUUCUACUUUCCUCCUGGUUGAAAAAAGAAGACGAAUAGAACAAUCACAAAGAUUGACAAUGGCAACAGUGUCCCCUCUCGCCAAGUACAAACUUGUCUUCUUAGGCGAUCAGUCCGUAGGAAAAACCAGCAUCAUCACUCGCUUCAUGUACGAUAAGUUUGACACCACUUAUCAGGCUACGAUUGGAAUCGACUUUUUGUCAAAGACAAUGUAUCUCGAAGAUCGAACUGUUAGAUUGCAGUUGUGCUUUUAGUGAUUUUUUUUACGUAUGGUUAAUAUAUGAAUUUGUUGAUUUAUUUUUUUACAGGGAUACAGCUGGACAAGAGAGAUUUAGGAGUCUUAUUCCUAGCUAUAUUCGAGAUUCUUCUGUUGCUGUCGUAGUAUAUGACGUAGCCAACAGGCAAUCAUUCUUAAAUACUUCUAGGUGGAUUGAAGAGGUACGAACAGAACGAGGGAGUGAUGUUAUCAUAGUGCUCGUUGGCAACAAAACCGAUCUCGUUGAAAAAAGGCAAGUGUCGAUAGAGGAAGGAGAUGGCAAGGCUAAAGACUUUGGAGUUAUGUUUAUAGAGACUAGUGCAAAAGCAGGUUUCAAUAUCAAACCACUUUUUCGCAAAAUUGCUGCUGCAUUGCCAGGGAUGGAAACCCUUUCUUCGACAAAGCAAGAAGAUAUGGUUGAUGUGAAUCUAAAGCCUACCGUGAAUUCAUCUCAAGCUGAGCAACAAGGAGGAGGAUGUGCUUGUUAAAAAUGUAUUUUCCUAAAAUGAACAUAAAAUGACAUGAAAAUAGAUAAAACCAUACAUUUGGAGUUUAUAGAGUUAAAUCCUAAAAUUUUUAGUAGAUCACAAAAAUGUUCUCAGGCAUACAAUCAAUACAUGAUUUUCUCACCGCGACAACAACCAAUGAUCAUCUUGUUAAACAUUAACAUAAUCAAUUUACCCU
Messenger RNA from Linum tenue, 1122 nucleotides. The record is from the annotation of a GenBank genome assembly. NCBI's taxonomy places the organism in Eukaryota, Viridiplantae, Streptophyta, Magnoliopsida, Malpighiales, Linaceae.